Orcinus orca (killer whale) is the source of this 7981-nucleotide messenger RNA. RefSeq names its product transmembrane protein 68 (gene TMEM68). NCBI's taxonomy places the organism in Eukaryota, Metazoa, Chordata, Mammalia, Artiodactyla, Delphinidae. Gene Ontology annotation, molecular function: acyltransferase activity. The transcript is spliced from 8 exons. The coding region runs from base 5478 to 6467 and encodes 329 amino acids. Gene Ontology annotation, cellular component: membrane. The record is from RefSeq and is a predicted model, not a curated record.
CAGGCAGUUUCCUCUUGAAGCACGUUCAAACUUGAAGGUUGUCGGGGCACUUAGGACUUUGCUUGUGCGAUGGAUGCUGGAGUUGGUUUGGCAUUCCUUUAGAAUAUGUAAGAGCUAAGAUAAAAUCCAGACGUUUAGAAUGGCCCCUAAUAUUUUGGCCGCAUUUACUGGUGAGUGGAAGUAGAAGGUUCAUGUUCAAAUGAAAUGUUUAUUCCCGCAUCCUUGCUGCUGCCUUACUCAUGUUAGUGACUCAGAAAGAUAAGACUGCUGCACAGUUACACCAGUAUGGUUGUGCUAACAUUUGGGGAUGAGGAUAGUUAAGAAAAUAAGGGUGGAACAAUAAUUAUGAAACAGAGUGGAAGAUUCUAGCUAGGAGUCGAAGGACAUUCUAGGAUUGAAAAAAAAAACAACAACAACAUAAAAAACCACCUUGAAAGGUAAUUCAUCUCAGAACCUAGAGUUCGAAGCUUGAAAUCCAAAAGAUAUUGCUUUAGAGAUAAAAUGGUUGAGUUUGCCAGAUAUCAUAACUGAAAUAUUAAACUUCAUUUUCAUUGAUGGUUUGAAGUAGAGUGUACUCACUAAAACGGAGUACAAAAGCCCUGUUGAACCAUUAUUAAAUCUGCACAAAGGAAAAUGGAAAAUUAAUUUGGAUUUCAGUGAGUAUUUCUUGUAAUUGGCAUUUUCAGCACAUCCUCAAUGUGGCUCACAUACUAAAAGUAAGAAAUGAAUCUGCUGCCAUACAUGGUGCUAAAAGUACCAGUAAUGGUUAAAAAAAAAAAAGGAAUAGAUUUAUUUCCUUAAGUUUUUGUAGAAAACAAAACAAAAAAAUCCUGUUUUAUUAGUUUUUGAAAUAUUCUGAUUUUAAACAUCUAUAAAGUUAGUUAUUGUAAAUGUUCCUUGCCAUCAAUAUCAACAUGCUGAUAUUUCAGCUUGUCAACUUUUUCUUACAAGUUACGUGAAUUCCAGAUGGGAAAAUAUGUGAUGCAUAGGACUGUUUCACUGGAGAUUUUUUGGGGGGGAGGGGUUAGGAAAUAACCUAGAAUUUUGGUAACUAAAAUAUUAUAUCUCCCCCAAAACAUCUUUUAAGAAUUAUAGUUUUUAUUGGAUUAAAAUACAGUGGUAGAGAGUCACAUACAGCCUAUGGUAAAUUGGAGGGGAAGAAGAGCCAGGCAGAAGUAGAGGGAAGAUAGAAAUUGCAAUCUUAGUAUUUUCAGCCUUUCUGUUAGAGAGAGAGAGAGAGAGAGAGACUUGAAGUAUAAUGAAAAUCAGAGUAGGAAGUAGGAGGACUGGGUUUUAAUUCUGGCUCCUGGUUUUUCACUGAAUUAAUUUAGUAACUGGGUAAGUCAACUUGGCUUUCUAUUUUUAACUUUUCCACAAAAUUAAGAGGUUGUAUUCAUUGAGUUCUAAGGCCAUUUUCCCAUUUUAUCAUAAGUAAGUAUUUUAUCAAUUCAAAAGCUUGUUAUUUAAAUUCGUUUGAUAGUUCUCUAGUGACAGAUUUUAGGACACUGUCUUGGUCCACAUUUUUGUCCAAAAUUUGGAUGAAAAGAGUUUACAUCCAUCUGUAUUUAGUUAGCCAGCAUUGGUUAGGUGGCUAGUGUGUGCUAGGCAUAGUAUUCUAACUGCUUUUACAUAUGUUUUCUCAUAACCAUCUAUUUAGUGACAUAUCCCCCGUGUUUAGAAUAGUGCCGAGCACAAACUACAUACUUGUUUGAUAAAUAUUUAUUGAGUAAAUGAAUUAAAAACCGAGUGAUGUAAGUCUUGUUGGGGCAUCUUCUUUUUUAUACACUGUAUUCUAUCCCCUCUGGCCUAGGCCUCAACAGUAAUCUCCCUUGCAUCUUCCAUUUCUCGUUCUCUCAUUGAUACAUCAUCACUGGUGUUAAAAGCUGCUGUAUUUUUGUUCAUCGUAAGACAACAAACUUGAUCCACAUUCCUUUCUGGAUACCCACCUGUUUUUCUGUUCCUUUUUGCAACAGUAAUUCUCUGAAGAGUUGUCCGUAUUUGCUAUUUCCAAUUCAUUCCCUCCCAUUCUUUCUUGAACUUUCUCCACCUGACUUUUAUCCCCACUCUAUCAAAACCGGUCUUAUCAGGGCUUGUCAGUGCCUCUGUGUUGUAAAAUCCAAGGAUCAAUGAUCUUUAUCUUACUAGACCUCCAAGUGUCACAUGAAACAGCUGAGGACUCCUUUCCUGAAACACUUUCUUACCUUGACAUCCAAGAUGCCACGCCUGGAAGGAGAAUGCUGGUUCCUCAUUGGCUUCCCAGCUUCUAAAAUGUUGAAUGCCCCAAGGCUCAGUCUUGGAAACUUUUUUAUUUUAUAUUCACUCCCUAAAGGGACCUUCUUUAGUUGUACGGUUUUCAAUGCUGGUCUAUAUGUCACCGAAUCUCGGGUAUACUUCUUUAGCCCUGACCUUCCUGCUAAACUCUGCUUGUGUCCAGCUGCCUUCUGACCAUCUCCACGUGGAUGUCCAGUAGAAUCUUAACGUGUUCAGACCUGAAUUCCUGAUGGCCAGGAGUUCCUGGGGUGUCUAAACCUGUUCUCUGGCAAGUCCAUCCUCUCACAAGCAGGCUAACGAUGAUGAUGAUGAUGAGAGUAACACUUGUUUAGUGCCUUUAUGGUGGAAGGCACUCUUCUGAGCUUUUUUCACGACAGUCUCAUUAGGAAGGUACUGGUGUUAUUCUCAUUUUGUAGAUGGAGAAACUGAUGUUAUGUAACUUGUCUGGGUCACACAGUAAGUGGCAGAGCCUCCCAGGAUACAAACCCAUGUUGCCUGGACACCGUGAGGCCAUAUCGGACUUCCCUCGCUCACGUUCUACAUGCAUUCACCAGCAUAUCCUGUUGGCUUUAUCCUCAAAAUACAUCCAGAAGCUGAUCAUGUCUUACAGCCCACACGCUGGCACACCUGUUCAUCACUCAUCUCAGUGACUGCAAUAACUUCCUGUUUGCUCCCUGUGCAAUGUAGUCUCAACACAGCAGUCAUUUAGAACCCACCCUUCUGGUGCCUUUUCCAUCUCACUUAGAUGAAAGCUGGCCCACAGAGUUCUACAGUGCUCCCCACUUCUGACUGCCCCACCCCCGCCCCGCCCCGUCCCUCUUCCUCAACCCGACUGCUUUGCUGACCCCUCCAAGUGCACAUCCUUUGUACUCACCGUUCUUUCAGCUGGAAUUCUCUUCCAAAUGCCCGCACGGUUUGCUUCCUCACGUCCUCAGGUCUUUGCUCAAACAUCCUUUUAGAGAAGCCUUCCCAGACCACGCUGUAUAACGUAGCAGCCUUCUCCUUACCCCCUUGCCUGCGGGAUGUUGUCUCCAUGGCGUCUCCAUCAUCUAAUGUAGUAUAUCUAAGUCCUACUGUUAUCCCAGUUUUAUAGAUCUUAGCAAACCCGGGCGCAGGUGGGUUACUCUACCUGCUCCGCUCCAUAUUGGAUAAGCAGAGUCAGUCACAGGGCGUGACCCGAGUGGUGAAAGGUUACGGAACCAGGUCCCAGGAGUGGAUGAAAGGACUAAUAAGGAUUCUGACUAGAAAAGAGGAUUUUGUAGCUUUGUGAUAGCUGUCCUAAAACUUAAGAGGUUGUCUAAUGGAAGAGUUUCAAUGGUACAGAACUAGGUCUAUGGGGAAAAUUCCAGGGAAGUAAGUGUAAGGAAGGUCUUUUUAGCCAUUUCGAUGAACGGUUCUGAUGGUGGAAAGGGCAUCUUUUGAGUUUUCUGUUCUGGAAGGUUUUAAAUCAAAAUCUGGGUUGAUCAUUUUUGGAGGAGGUCCUUGCGUGCAGCACUUGGACGCUGUUAGCAGACGGCAGGAUCUUGUGAGGGGUCCGCAUAGCCUCUGUCCCUGGGUGUCUGCCUUUGCACUGUCCCUCUCCCCUCUACUGUGUGUGUUAAGUGUGUGUAAUAAAUCAGAACAUAACUAUGGACAAGAGGUGUAGUUCUUUUACCAAUUUGGGUGGGGCGAGGUACUAAAGAAGGUUUUAAAACCACAAGAUUUUACAAUCCUAUUAAAAAUUGGAAAUGAAACUAGAUUUUUUUUUAAAGAUUUUUUUGACGUGGACCAUUUUUAAAGUCUUUAUUGAAUUUGUAACAAUAUUGCUUCUGUUUUAUGUUUUGGUGUUUUGGCUGCCAGGCAUGUGGGAUCUUAGCUCCCUGACCAGGGAUUGAACCUGCACCCCCUGCUUUAGAAGGCGAAGUCUUAACCACUGGACCGCCAGGGAAGUCCUGAGACUAGAUUAUUGGGGCAAUUGUAUGAAGCAGUAAGGGUCAGAUCACCAAAAUGAUUGGUUUUCAGGCCUGGGAAGAGCUUCUUUUAACAUAUUUGAGAGGCUAUCAUAAAUUUUAAUGUAUUACUAUUUGAAAGCUCUUUCUGUUGAUAUGUAAUAUCAUCGUAAUAUUCACCAUUUAAAAAUUUAAAAAUGUGCAACUCAGUGGUUUUUAGUAUAUUCACAAGGUCGUACAACCAUCACUACCAUCCAAUUCCGGAACAUUUUCAUUAUCCCCAAAAGGCACCUCUGUUUCCAUUGGGAGUCACUUCUCAUUGCCCCCUGCCCCAGCCUCUGGCAGCCACUAACCUUUCUGUCUGUGUGGAUUAGCCUGUGCUGGGUAUUUCAUGUAAAUGGAAUCAUACAAGGUGUGGCCUUCAGUAUCUGACUUUUUUUUACUUAGUAUAAUGUUUUCAGGGUUCACGCAUAUUGUAGUAUGAACUAGUACUUCAUUUCUUUUUGUGCCUGAAUAAUAUUCUGUUUUCUGGGUAUAGCAUAUUUUUAUCCAUCCGUGGAUGGGCAUUUAGGUUGUCCAUUUCUUGGCUAUUAUGAAUAAUGCUGCUGUCAACACUUGUAUGCAGAUAUCUGUGUGAAUAUAUGUUUUCAGUUCUCUUGGGUGUAUACCUAGGACUAGAAUUACUGGGUCAAAUGGUAACUCUAUGUUUAGCUUUUUGAGGACUGAUUUCCAUGGUGACUGCACCAUUUUAUAUUCCCACCAGCAAUGUAUGAAGGUUCUAAUUUCUCCAUAUUAUCAACAACACUUGUUAUUUUCCUUUUUUUUUUUUUUUGAAUAUAGCCAUCCUAGUGAGGAAAGCUCUCAUUUUAAAAAGUAGUAAGUUUUGCUCUGUUGCACGCUAAAUGAUCAAACACUGGUAAAUUUUAGCAGUUUGCCUCUUUAGAUGGAUUGAUUAAAAUGUGAUGUAAAUAAAACACAGGUUGUGGGCUUAAUGUGUGCUGUGUCCACCUUCUGUUACCGUAACAGGCCCAGGUUUCUCACAGAUAAAUGCUAUUGGUUACAAGGAAACUGGACUAAAUCCUCUAACGCUGGAAGAACAAGUCAAUUCUGUGCCCUGCUAACAUGCUAGUUAUCAGCAAGAUAAUCUUGGCUUCAAGACAACAUAAUACAGACAUUGAAGCUUGGGACAAGAUAUUUAUCUAAUUUCUGUGGCUAAAUUAAAGACCUGCCAUGAUGUCAAAGAAAGAGACUGAAUUUGUCAUUUUCACCUAAAGAAAAAUGAUAGACAAAAAUCAAACCUGUGGGACAGGACAGGAUUCCAUGCCCUCCAUGACUUGUCUGAUCCACGUACUUGAAGAAUGGUUUGGUGUGGAGCAACUGGAAGACUACUGGAAUUUUGCAAACUAUCUCUUGUGGGUUUUUACACCACUCAUACUUUUAAUACUUCCUUACUUUACUAUCUUUCUUCUCUACCUUACUAUUAUUUUCUUACACAUUUAUAAGAGGAAGAAUGUAUUAAAAGAAGCUUACUCUCAUAAUUUAUGGGACGGUGCCAGGAAGACGGUGGCAACGCUGUGGGAUGGACACGCGGCCGUCUGGCACGGUUAUGAAGUUCAUGGGAUGGAAAAAAUACCAGAAGGGCCAGCACUGAUCAUUUUUUAUCAUGGAGCUAUUCCCAUCGAUUUUUACUACUUCAUGGCUAAAAUUUUUAUCCAUAAAGGCAGAACUUGCCGAGUAGUAGCUGAUCACUUUGUUUUUAAAAUUCCAGGGUUUAGUUUAUUACUUGAUGUAUUUUGUGCUAUACAUGGACCAAGAGAAAAAUGUGUUGAAAUUCUGCGGAGUGGUCACUUGUUAGCUAUCUCACCAGGUGGUGUUCGAGAAGCCCUGAUUAGCGAUGAGACCUACAACAUCGUGUGGGGUAAUCGUAAAGGCUUCGCUCAGGUUGCAAUUGAUGCAAAAGUGCCCAUUAUUCCUAUGUUUACACAAAAUAUUCGAGAAGGAUUUAGAUCCCUCGGAGGAACAAGGUUAUUUAGGUGGCUGUAUGAGAAGUUCCGUUAUCCGUUUGCCCCAAUGUAUGGAGGUUUUCCAGUGAAGUUACGCACCUAUUUAGGUGACCCUAUUCCGUACGAUCCAAAGAUCACGGCAGAAGAACUAGCUGAAAAGACGAAGGAUGCUGUUCAAGCUUUGAUUGAUAAGCACCAAAGAAUACCCGGAAACAUUAUGAGUGCUUUGCUAGAACGUUUUCAUAACAAACAAAAGAUCAACUAGAAGACUCUUUAAUACAUUUAUAUUAAUACGUCUAUGUCUGUAGGACUGUCUUCAAAAUUUUGUGGCUUCUGUAAUUAGUAUUUUUUAAAAAAUCAUGUUAAUAAGCAUCUUUCACUGAACUCGUUUAACAUUGUAUUGUCAAUUUUGUUUCUGCAAUCCAUUGUGUCAGAUUUAAACAGUAACUCGUUACAUGCCUAAUUAUUCAGAAACUGAUCAUGGUUCUUUUUAUAAUUUCCUAAUAAUGUAUCAUAAACAUAGAUUCUUAAAGUUAAGUUUAUUAAUAACAGCAAUGGAGGUUAAACAAACAUUCCUAAAUAAUGCAUCUAGUUUCUGUAUCUCUUGCACUGAGCUAGUUUUGCAAGGUGGCGUAACCUAGGGUUUAGUACAGACACUUCAGUUAGGAAAAAAAAUGCUCUUUCCUCUGCCCCUCAUUCCUCUCAUGACCUUGGGCAAAUCACAUAAUGUUUUUAUGCCUCAACAAUUCAAUUUUUAAAAACAUGUUAAUACUUUGGUGAGGAAUAUUGUUUUAAAUUCUUUAUAUUUGCUGUGAUUGAUAACUGUAGAACGAAAUUAUAACUGAAUUAAACAAUACCAACAUCUUUUAGAAGUUUAUGUAUUUUGUCCAUAGGAUGUUUAAAUUACUCCUUCAGGUAUGAUGUCAAGUUGCCAAGGACAAUGAAAAUGAUGUACUGUUUUUCAAGUUGAGUAAAAAAGAAAUUAGGGAAAGUAAAAUUUCUAAUUAUUGUUAUUAUUCUUUCUAGUAUUAUAUAUAUAUAUAUAUAUAUAUAUAUAUUUUUAUUUUUUUUUAUUUUUUUUUUUUUGCGGUACGUGGGCCUCUCACUGCUGUGGCCUCUCCCGUUGUGGAGCACAGGCUCCGGACGUGCAGGCUCAGCGGCCAUGGCUCACGGGCCCAGCCGCUCCGUGACAUGUGGGAUCCUCCCGGACCCGGGCACGAACCUGUGUCCCCUGCAUAGGCAGGCAGACUCUCAGCCGCUGCGCCACCAGGGAAGCUCCCUGUAGUAUUAUAUUUUUAAUGAGACGGUAGACAAGCCGUACAGGGUGUGCAUUCUCAGCCCUAUGAUAUGGCAUUUAAUACUGUCAGGAUAGAAAUCACGGUUGUGCCCUGCAUCUCGUAUGUUAGAAGCUGAUUCUAGGCUGAUGAAAGCACAGAGAGAAAGCUCUGCUUUUGCUCAACAUCAUGGCUUAUUCAGCUUGACUUUGCAACCAGUCAGAUGGUUUAUUGUUUCAAUAAAAAUAUACUUGAAUAAUGAAUUUAUGUGAACAUGUCUUUCUGAAAAAUUAAUGGCUUUCGAUUUGUUGUCUCCUUGAAAUCUGAAUUUAAAAGUAUUUAAACACGAUAGUACCAGGAAUCAAAAGCAGUAUGUCCCUCUCCCUUUAUAAGAUUUUAAAUUACUUGGAUUUUUGUAUAAAUUUUUGUAUAACAAGUAUGUAUGUAUGAUACGUGUAAUGUAUAUAAAAUUAAGCAGCAUAAAAAUAAAAGAAGCUGUACUGAA